Closterium sp. NIES-67 is the source of this 1635-nucleotide messenger RNA. The record is from the annotation of a GenBank genome assembly. Lineage: Eukaryota; Viridiplantae; Streptophyta; Zygnematophyceae; Desmidiales; Closteriaceae.
UUGUCGUGAACUCGAGGGAUGCCCCAGCUCAGACGAACUUGAGAUCUAGUUCUUGAUUUGCAUCACGUGCUUGUACCUCGUACUCACCACGAGAGUUCCCUAGCCCGAUUCGUUCACGUGAACAUAGGUACAGAUCACGCGAGUAGGAUCCAAUCCACGUCAGAGCUUAUUCAGCAGUUGCCGUUUCGUACUCAAUGUUGUUCAGCCAACUUUCCCACUUGGUCGCGAACCUUUGGCCAGCUUCUACAGGAUUUAGCGGCUUAGCUCAGCUUAUCGUGCUGGACUUGAUAUUCUCCGGUUCGGCGGUGAACAAAGCGGAACCACAACAUUCUGACCAGUGGUCGAAGCCACGGCAGCAAGCAGUAUGACGACCUUACUGGAUGGAAUUGUUCCAUAAAAUGCAGCGUGCCUGCAUUUCGAUAUUCACAAAACGAGCUCCGCUGGAUCGUUAUCGUCCGUCUUCUCCCCUCCGCUUCAGUCCCUAUUGACCCAUAUCGUCGGCCUUAUCACUCAUGGCGUGCCUUCACACCCACCAGCCCCUCGAUCUGCACCCAACCCGUUGCGGAAGGGUCCCACGGCCAGCGGUAGAACCGCCGCUCGGCCGCUCCGCGCCAGCGCGUCCCGCAGUCGCGGAAAGUCCCCGCCGCGGAGUCACACCCAGCGCCCCGCCCACCUCCGCAGCGGGAACCCGUCUCCCCGCCGAGCCCUUUCCGCCGCUGAUUGCGCGGCUGCACUCCUACUAACACCAUCGCCUCCCCGCGGGAAGAAGCCUGCUUCCGCGUUUCACCGGCGGCGGCAUUCCCUCUCGGGAACACCAUCGUCGCCCACGAAGCUUGUGUCAACCCCCCGCCAACCCAGCGCGGAAAAUGUGACCCUUAAUACUCCUAACAGGGUCGCCAAUAACGAGUACGUUGCUGCUUCUUCUCGUGCCUUUCAGAGGCCUGCAGAUGCAACAGCAAGCCUUCCCAGUCGUCCUGGGGAAGCCAUGGUCCUGGGCCCUCGCACGACCACGCUUGCUGCCUCCUUCCAAAGCACUAGGGUGAGCGGUGGCAGCAACUCUGCCUCGCCUCAAUCUUCAAAGGCGGCUAUCUGCUGCCCUGUCUCUCCUCACAAUCCAAGGCUCGGCAUCAGCAGCAGCAGCAGCAGCAGCAGCAGCAGCAGCAGCAGCAGCAGCAGCAGCAGCAGCAGCAACUGCGCGUCUUCCACCCUGCGUCAUAUGCCGAGCAACAGCCCCCCUGCCUCCCCCCAGUUCCCAAGGCCGUGCCACAGCCUCCCUGCCUCUCCCGUAUGUCGUCGUGCGGACAACAGCCUCCCUACAUCUCCUCAGUCACCAGUGGGUUGUGGCAGCAUUGCCAGCAAAGCUAGCAUGAGUAGCAAGAGGGUGGCAGCAGAGAAACCUGGCAAGCUAUGCCUCAGUGCGCCCUGCAGCCCAGACGGGGUUCGCCUGGAAGAAGCCCAAGACGUGUGAAGUUUUCCCCAUAUAUUGAGGUGCUUGAGUAUGUUCCAUAUGCAAUACUUACUGGCUGUUUUUUGCAUUAGAACUUCAGCCUUGUUUGUAGCCUAGGAGUCUAGAACACUAAACCACAAUCUUUCUCUAGGAUAAGCGCUUAAUAUUUAUUGUUCUUCAAAUUGCAU